GGAAGAAAAGAGAAUAGAUCAACUGGUAUCUGGUCUGGUCCCCUGGCACAAGCAAAAGAAGAAAGCCAACAUCUCAGAGAGAUUAAUGCACAAUCUUGGUAGUUCCUUCGCAUUCGUUUCAUUGUGGCAUCUCUCUUACUUGGCUUUUGUUGUGUUGUUUUCUUGGAAGACGAGUUAUUGUCUCUGUGCAAACAAAAUCCACCCAUGCGCACAUCGAAUCUCUCUGUAUUCUCUCUGUCGAAAGAAAUCCCUUUAUUCGCGUCAGCAUCAAACCCUUUCAUUUUCAUAUUCUUUACUUUCUUGAGUUUUUCAUUUUCUUCAGUCUUUAACAUUGGUACUUCCUUUCUUGCUCUUGAGCCUUGAUCUGGUACCCUAAACACUUGCAUUUCAUGUUCUUUGGAAACCUCAUGAGAAUAGAUGCCACACUAUGACACUAAAAUGCCACUCGACUUUUGCUUCUUUUAUAGCCUUUUGUUGAAAAAAAAAAAAGAAAAAAAACUUUAUUGAGGUAAAUUCGUUUCUGCUGUGCCGGACAUUCUAAUCUUUGAAUGAUUAUUGUGGAAAACGUUUUCUUGGGUGUAACCCAGAUGGGGAUCAUCAUUAUUUUUUAAGAAAAAUUUCUCCUUAAAAACUGAGUUUUGGGGUUAUUUUGCUUCUAGGGUGGGUUUGUUAGUUCGUUCUUUCCCCAUUCCUCUUCUCUCACAUAAAUUCUCCGCAAAAUUACUUUCCUAGGAGCUUCAUUUUCGAAAUCGCCUAGUUGACUACUUCUAUAAAUAACUUCAUCUCUGCUAUUUUAAGACCCAAACGCAAAUAGUUUCGUGUUUCUUUUGGGACAUUUCGCAAACAGCAAGUCUGAAGUUCGAAAAUUUUCUCUUUUACCACUCAAUUGCCUAUCAGAAACAUGGGUUGUGUCCACGGCAAGUGUGGCUGCUACCCGUCAUCAGUAGAUGGUGAUUCAAGGGGCCGCCCUGAAGCGGGUCAUGUUGGUAAUAAACACGUACUCACUCAGAGACCGCUGGAGAUUAUUCCUGUCCCUUCCCAUAACUUAAAAUUGCAGUACUCUGUUCUGACUCAGCGAGGUUAUUACCCAGGCUCGCCAGACAAGGAAAACGAAGACAGUUUCUGCAUUAGAACUCAAAUUCAAGGUAACCCUAAUAUCCAUUUCUUUGGUGUAUUUGAUGGGCAUGGUCAAUAUGGUGCUGAAUGUUCAAAUUUCGUUAAGGAUAGAUUGGUUGAGAUAUUAGCAAAUGAUCCCACGUUGUUAAUUGACCCUGUUAAAGCUUAUAGUUCUGCAUUUUUAAGGACGAAAUCUGAGUUACAUAGUAGUAAAAUUGAUGAUACGGAGAGUGGUACCACUGCAAUAACGGUUCUUGUUAUUGGAGAUAAGAUUUAUGUUGCCAAUGUGGGUGAUUCGAGAGCAGUCAUUGCUGUUAAAAAUGGGAAUAGAAUUAUGGCUGAGGAUUUGUCUAAUGAUCAAACCCCGUUCAGGAGAGAUGAGUAUGAGAGGGUCAAGUUAUGUGGGGCUAGAGUUCUGAGUGUUGAUCAAGUGAAAGGGUACAAGGAUCCUGAUAUACAGACAUGGAACGAUGAGGGUGAUCCUCCAAGGUUGUGGGUGCAGAAUGGGAUGUAUCCAGGGACUGCAUUUACGAGAAGUGUAGGGGAUAGGGCAGCUGAGACGAUUGGUGUUAUUGUUGAUCCAGAGGUUUCCAUUGUUCAGCUCAGGCCCAGUCAUUUGUUCUUUGUGGUUGCAAGUGAUGGAGUUUUUCAGUUCCUCUCAAGCCAAGCUGUUGUUGAUAUGGUGGCAAGAUAUACCAAUCCCCGAGAUGCAUGUGCAGCCAUUGCGGGAGAGUCUUAUAAACGUUGGCUGGAUCAUGAAAUCAGGACAGAUGAUAUUACAAUCAUUAUUGUACACAUUAAAAACUCAUCUAAUCCAGGUGCUGGUGCUAUUGAUGGAACUGCUAAAGUGAAUAGGAACUCAGUGAGUUCAAGGGCACGAAAAGAAAAUUCUGACUUUUCCAUUGCCUCUCAGUCUGAAAUUUUCCGUUCGAUGAGGAGUGAAUUCUCAGAUCAGCAAGUUUCAGUGAGUCUAAGUGCAGCUAUUGUUGUUCCAGCUCCUUCACAUCAGAGGGCCUUGGAAUUGGAUGGGGGUUAGCGAUCCUGGUUAGAAGUUGAAGACCAUAUGCUCCACGUUCAAGAUGUACUUGCCCCAAGUAUCUGCAUGCAAACCAUGGUUUCUUGCUAAUGUUGCUGAAACACUGCCACUAACCAGUAACCACACACAAUGGGUGUAGGAGAACAGAAUGCUCUGAUUUGUGCUGUCACCAAUUAGCAGCUAAAUCCAAAACACAAGAGACAUGGAUACUGAAGUUAGAGGAGAUUCCUGGAGGCUGGGAAAUGAUAGUUGUAAAUUUCAUUACUUUCUCAUUCACACUGUAUUUAGGAAGAAGAUGUAGUUUAUUAAUUAUGACCUAUGAAAUGAUAAUUCAGCACACUUGUGUUCAAUCAAAUGGUUGGCGUGCUUACUGAAUUGAUAUUUAAUCAGAAAGAAGUAGAGUAAAAGGAUUAAUAGAUUAUCAA
This is a messenger RNA of Hevea brasiliensis (rubber tree), 2577 nucleotides long. Its product is annotated as probable protein phosphatase 2C 35. The transcript is spliced from 4 exons. Gene Ontology annotation, biological process: protein dephosphorylation. Gene Ontology annotation, molecular function: cation binding; protein serine/threonine phosphatase activity. The coding region runs from base 902 to 2152 and encodes 416 amino acids. NCBI's taxonomy places the organism in Eukaryota, Viridiplantae, Streptophyta, Magnoliopsida, Malpighiales, Euphorbiaceae. The record is from RefSeq and is a predicted model, not a curated record. Gene Ontology annotation, cellular component: cytosol; nucleus.